Dromiciops gliroides (monito del monte) is the source of this 2656-nucleotide messenger RNA. It is a transcript of the gene GDF10, whose product is annotated as growth differentiation factor 10. Gene Ontology annotation, cellular component: extracellular region. The coding region runs from base 295 to 1776 and encodes 493 amino acids. The record is from RefSeq and is a predicted model, not a curated record. Gene Ontology annotation, biological process: osteoblast differentiation; BMP signaling pathway; SMAD protein signal transduction. The transcript is spliced from 3 exons. Gene Ontology annotation, molecular function: cytokine activity; growth factor activity. NCBI's taxonomy places the organism in Eukaryota, Metazoa, Chordata, Mammalia, Microbiotheria, Microbiotheriidae.
CUUCACCCGUGCAAAGGCGAGCGGCAAAGCCAGAGAGCGGGGAACAGGAGAGCGGAGCCCAAGCGGGCGUCCCAGGAGCUGAGUCUCAGCGCCCAGGCUGCCAGCUGCUGCUCCAGACCCCGGGUGGGUGGGGCGGUGACUGCUCUGCUCCCAGCUGCUGCAGCCACAGCAGCUACAACAGCAGCAGCGGCAGCAGCAGCAGCAGCAGCAGCAGCUGCAACCACUCCCUAAGUGCCACCCCGAGCCCAGGCCGCCCUCCCGCCUUCCUCCCUCCCUCCCUCCCGGACUCUCCAAAUGGCCUGGCGCCGCGCUCGGGCCGGGCUGCUGCUCAUGCCGCGGCUGCUGCUGCUGCUGGUGCAGGGGAGAGCGAGCGGCAGCCACACGCCCGGAGCGGUCGGAUUGCCCCCGGCUGCCUACGACUUCUUGUUCAGUGGGGCUCCCUCUGCCUUCUCCUCCGCCUCGGCUUCCUCCAGCUCGGCUGCAGCGGGCAAUGAGCGCAUAGGAGACGCAUCUGCAGCCCUGGGCGCCGACGCUCGGGAUAUGGUAGCUGUCCACAUGCUUAAGCUCUAUGAGAAGUACACCCGCGAGGGCAGCCGUCCGGGAGAUGGCAACACCGUCCGCAGUUUCAAACCCAAGCUGGAAAUGAUUGACCACAAAGCCUUGUACCAUUUCAAUUUGACAUCCAUGCAAGAUUCAGAAAUGGUUCUUUCAGCCACUUUCCACUUCUACUCAGAUCGGCGGCCUCGAUCCCGGGAAGUAAUUUGCAAGCGUUCCAAGAACUCCUCCUGCCGCCUUCUGCACCUACAACCCCUUCCUCGUUUCCACUUGAUAUUCCGCAGUGUCCCACAGAAUGCAGCUUUUGGGUUGGUCAAGGGCAAUGUGACUAUCUUCCCCCACCAACGGGGUGUUUGGCAAGCCAAGGAUAUUUCUCACAUAAUUAAGGAAGCCAAACAGGAUGGAGAGCUUCUCCUCGUGGCUGAGCUCGAUUCUGAGGAGAAGGACCAAGUCUUCCAUGGCCCAGGACCAAACAACAUGCCCUACAUCCUUGUCUAUGCUAAUGAUCUGGCAAUCUCUGAGCCAAACAGUGUGGCAGUGACUCUCCAGAGAUAUGACCCCUUCCCAACCGGUGACACUGACCCAAGCCGCUCACCCAAUGCUUCCACUGACUCUCGGGUGAGGAGGGACAUUUAUGUUCCUGGUUCCAUCCAUGACAAUGAGCUUCCAGAGGUAGAAUACAGUCUCCAUCAUCCCCAUCACCUCCACCAUGCUCAUCACCCUCAACAUUAUCAUAAACAUGACCUGUGGGAGAGUGCCUAUAAGGCCCUAAAACCUAAAUCAUCACGGAAAGACCGAAGAAAAAAGGGACAGGAUCACAAUGAAAUGCUCACAAAAUCUCAGAUGCUGAAUUUUGAUGAGAAAACCAUGAAAAAGGCCCGAAGAAAACAAUGGAAUGAGCCAAGAAUCUGCUCUCGGAGAUACUUGAAAGUUGACUUUGCUGACAUAGGGUGGAAUGAAUGGAUCAUAUCACCCAAAUCAUUUGAUGCCUAUUACUGUUCUGGAGCUUGCGAGUUCCCAAUGCCCAAGAUUGUACGGCCGUCAAACCAUGCCACAAUCCAGAGCAUUGUAAAAGCCGUGGGGAUCAUUCCAGGCAUUCCAGAGCCCUGCUGUGUUCCUGAUAAAAUGAACUCCCUUAGUGUACUGUUCUUAGAUGAGAAUAGGAAUGUGGUACUAAAGGUAUAUCCCAACAUGUCAGUGGAGACUUGUGCCUGCCGAUAAAUCUCUGGAAUGAACUUCUGUUUAAAAAAAAAAGUAAGAAAGAAAGAAAGACAGAAAGGAAGGAAAGAGGAUCCCAUCUGAUCACAAAAGCAGGACACAUUGAGGAACCUGUGUCAUGGAAAUGAAUCCAGCUGUAUUUAUAAUCCUGUUUAUGUCAGUAAACACACACACACACACAAAGGAAAAACAACCCUACGAGGUUGUAGAAGGAGUUCUUCAUUCUUUCGGAGAUUUUUUUUCUUUUUUAAUAACUAAUGACAGCCCCCUGAGUUCAAAAAUUCAGUUAAUUACACCCAGUAUAUGGGCUUCCCAAGGGCCUUCUACUUUCUACUUACUCAGAGCUUGUGGCCACUGUUACAUUAAACUUUUCAUCGAAAUACCCUGAGAUUAUUCCUGCGUCUCUUUAUGUUAUCAUCUCAUAAUAGGGGAAGUAACCUUCACACACUCUAGCCUGUCAAUUCCCUAUAAAAAACGUUUUUUGUUUAAAACACCUGCCUUUUCAUAUACAUAUUUAUAUUGAAAAGAAGGCUGUAAUAAAGGGCUUAAAUGUAUAUUUUCUUUGAGAUUCAAAAUGUAGUGCACUGUAUAAGCUUGUAUACAUAUCUAUAUAUACAGUAUGUUAAUAUAACCUAUUUUUGGUUCCUUCCUCCUAAUAUAUAUUUUAUUUUGCAAAAGAAGGGGGUACUCCAGUGUACCCUGCAGAUGUGCGAGUUGCUGGGUUAAUUUCGAGUCGUCAAGACACACAUAUUCUUGAAAUAACACACAUAGUAAUAUGUUUAAAGACUAAAACAAAAUAACCGAGAUUUUAUAUUUUUGUAAAUUAUACUUUCUAUACUAUAGAAUAUGGUAUAAGUGCUUUUACUGAAAGCUAAUAAAUGAA